AUGGGUGUGGUACCACAACGCACCACACUUUUUUCCUAUCACGUUAGUGCUACAUCAAUUUUUCAUUAUCCUCCAUCAACAGCUGCUGGGCCUUCUCACUAUCGCCUAUCCAGUUACGCACCUCUUCCCAUUUCUCAUUCGCCGUCGUCACUGCUCAUCGUUGUCCGCCGUGUUACGCUCCUCACUCUUGCUUCGCGUUACAUUAAUUGUCGGUCGCAUCCGCCUUCGUUGCUACUACAGUUUGAUAUUUAUCUUCUUGUUACAAUGGGAGAUGGUGAAACAGUCAUUUCUCAAACAUCAACUGUCGAGGAUUAUUCAUCUGCUUCUUAUUCUGCAUCUGAUUACGGUGAUAGAACUGGAAAUGCUGCUGAAGCUACAGUUAGUGGAGAAGCAGCUGCAUUUGUUGCUACUGAUAACACAUAUAUAGAUAAUACCACUUCUCAUGUUAACAACCCAGAUAUUGCUGAAAAGUCAGAGGCUACAGAUGUUGGUCAACAGGUUCCAUCUACUGCCUCACAAGAUGUUAGUGGGAAUGGAGUUGGCUUAUACAGUGUUCAUACUUCUGCAUCUACACAGCAAUUGGUGGAUGGUUCUGCAUUAUCUCCUGAAGAAGACCGAUUGUGGAACAUGGUAAAAGCUAAUUCACUGGACUUUAAUGCUUGGACUGCACUAAUAGAGGAGACAGAGAAAACAUCAGAGGCCAAUGUGUUGAAGAUCAGGAAAGUUUAUGAUGCAUUUUUGGCUGAGUUUCCUCUGUGUUAUGGCUACUGGAAGAAGUAUGCUGAUCAUGAAGCAAGAUUGGGGUCUAUUGAUAAAGUUGUGGAGGUUUAUGAACGUGCAGUUCAAGGGGUAACAUAUUCUGUAGAUAUGUGGCUGCAUUAUUGUGUUUUCGCCAUAAAUACAUAUGAAGAUCAUGACACUAUAAGGAGGCUAUUUGAACGUGGUCUAGCUUAUGUUGGAACUGAUUACCUCUGUUUUUCUUUGUGGGAUAAAUACAUUGAAUAUGAGUAUCAACUACAGAAAUGGUCGAAUCUUGCCAUGAUUUACACACGGAUAUUGGAGAUUCCUAAUCAGCAGUUGGAUCGGUAUUUCAACAGCUUUAGGGAAUUAGCUGCUAGUCGCCCUUUAUCAGAACUGAGAACAACUGAAGAAGUUGAAGCUGCAGCAAGGGCAAAAGGGGAAUUCAAGAAUCAAGAAAGUGAGGGUGAGAUCCAUCCAGAUGAUGGAUUAACAGAAGCUAAAGAGUUGGAGAAGCCACUUAAUGUUACAGAGCUUGAAAACUGGCAUAACUACCUUGAUUUCAUUGAAGGAUGUGAUGACUUGAAUAAAGUAAUCAAAGUAUAUGAAAGAUGUCUAAUUGCUUGUGCAAAUUAUCACGAGUACUGGAUACGUUAUGUUUUGUGCAUGGAAGCUAGAAAAGAUAUGGAUCUUGCCGAAAAUGCCCUUGCUCGUGCUACCCAUGUGUUUGUUAAAAAGCAACCAGAGAUUCAUCUUUUUGCUGCUAGAUUUAGAGAACACAAUGGAAACAUUGAAGGAGCUCGGGCAUCUUAUCAACUUGUUCAUAGUGAAAUAUCUCCUGGUCUUCUAGAAGCAAUUAUCAAGCAUGCUAACAUGGAAUAUCGCCUGGGAAAUCUGGAAGAUGCUUGUUCAUUGUAUGAGCAGACUAUUGCAAUUGAGAAAGGGAAAGAGCAUUCACAGAUUCUGCCCUUUUUGUUUGCACAAUAUUCUCGAUUUCUAUACUUGGUUUUGGGAAGGGUAGAAAAGGCAAAAGAGGUUCUAGAUGAAGCUGUUGAGAAUACUGCCCACCUCUCAAAACCACUUUUAGAGGCUUUAAUCCAUAUCGAAUCAAUUCAAUCACUUCCAAAGCGAAUUGAUCAUAUAGAUUCACUCGUUGAAAAAUUCAUAUCUCCCGAAUCCGAUAAUCCAAAUCCCGCAACUUACAUCGAGAGAGAAGAGCUAUCUAGCAUUUUCUUGGAGUUUGUAGAUCUUUUCGGAGAUGCGGGGUCCAUGAAGAAAGCCGAUGUUCGGCAUUCUAAGCUCUUUUUAUCUCAUAAAAGCAGUUCACAGUCCAAAAAGCGCCACCUGGAGGGCAAUUUAGUCUCGGAUAGAGCGAAAAUUACAAAAACAAGUGCGGUUUCAUCAGUGAACCAAUGGUCUGCAGCAGGUUAUGGUGUGCAGCCUCAGUCUUGGCCACCUACACAACCUCAAGGCCAACAAUGGCCUGCUGGAUACACCCAACAGCAACAGGCUGGUUAUGGCACCACAUAUAACGCCUAUGGAAGUAGCUAUGUGCAACCACAAGCUGCUUACACUUCAUACCCGGUUCAGCAGGUGGUCCCACAAGAAGUUUACCCACAGCCAAGUGUAGCUGCUGCAGCCCCAGUCCCACCUGCAGCAUAUUACGGGACCUACUGAGCAUUUUGGUUUGUUUUUGUUUUUGUUUUGUUAAGAGGGUUACAUGUCAUUGAGCAUGGUCAACAAGUGUAUCAGUAAUAUAGUUGAAAAGAGACCUAUAAAUAAUUUGUUUUGUUAAAACUUUGGUAAAAAGGCUUCUUCUAGAAUAUUUUCUGCAUCCAUUUGGGUUGUGUGAUUCUCAAUUUGUAAAAUAUAAAUUUUAGCUACAAAAACUUGCAUACAUACAAAUUCUGCAUAUGCAGUUUUCCGUGACUUAACUACAUAUUUUUAUAACUAGCCUAGAUUUCUUGCCGCCCCAUUGUAGAAUCUUGGAACUUAAGCAGUUGCAGAAGCCAUUGUUUCAUUGUUGAAGAUUGGUGACUUAUUUUUACUAUAAUACCCUUCUUCAUCUUCCUCUUCUUCGUCUUCUUCACCAUCU
Messenger RNA from Lactuca saligna, 2833 nucleotides. The record is from the annotation of a GenBank genome assembly. Lineage: Eukaryota; Viridiplantae; Streptophyta; Magnoliopsida; Asterales; Asteraceae.